AUGAUGGCCCCGCCUCGGACCGCGUCGUCAGAGGGCGUUAUGCUGAUCCCAGCCAUCGCCAAGAACAGCACGACUCGCUACAAGAACGUGGCCUACGACCGCAGCAAAAUGAAGUUCCAGGCGAAGGUGAAGGCUGGCGGCCAGCAUGUCCGCCUCGGCUACUUCGACACCGCCGAAGAGGCGGCCACCGCCUACGCUCAGUCAGAGUACGGCCGCGCCGACGCCGCCAAGCUGCUGCAGCCCCGCCCCGCUCCCACUCCCGCUGGCGCCGAGGCGAUACGGCAGGCGGAGAGGGAGGGCCUCACCCUCACCGCCAGUAGCAGCAGCAACACCGGCUACAAAGGCGUCUGCUACCGCCCGAAGCAGAAAGGCAGCCAGAAGUACCAGCUGAAUGUGAGGGUUGGAGGCAAGAUGGUCAAUCUCGGCUACUUCGCCACCGCCGAGGAGGCUGCGCUCUUCUACGCCCGCAGGGAGGCGGGCAUGGACACGCUCGCCCGCGAUCUCUCUGCGCCGCCGCUGCCGCCGUCCUCAACCUCUGCGGAGCUGCCAGUGUACGAGCUCAGCAUUCUGACGCCUGAGCAAAUGGCCGCCAACCCGACAUAUAGUCCAUCGUCCAAUUUGGACUAUAGUCGAGCGCGUCGGAGAGGUGUUUGGAGACAGGCUCAUGAUUAUGCAGCAGCCCUAGCGGCAGCGCCAACUUAUGGCAGCCCUAGCGGCAGCGCCAGUGCGCGCACAUAA
Emiliania huxleyi CCMP1516 is the source of this 738-nucleotide messenger RNA. RefSeq lists its product as hypothetical. NCBI's taxonomy places the organism in Eukaryota, Haptophyta, Isochrysidales, Noelaerhabdaceae. The transcript has a single exon. The coding region runs from base 1 to 738 and encodes 245 amino acids. Gene Ontology annotation, biological process: regulation of DNA-templated transcription. Gene Ontology annotation, molecular function: DNA-binding transcription factor activity; DNA binding. The record is from RefSeq and is a predicted model, not a curated record.